GCCACCGACCAGUUCUAUACACGACCCCCGUGAGCCAACGACACGCUAUGUCCUCCAACGAUGAAUACUCCGACGAGAACGUCGAAUACUACGACGACGACGAUGAUAUGCUCGACGAAGACGAGGAUGAAUCUGCCUCGGAGAUGGAGCUUGAUGCGUUCAACGACUUCAGCUCGCAAGAGCAUCCGCACCACAAGAUAUACGAGGUUGAGUACGAUUCCCUAAGCCAGACGGACAUCGAGAAGAUGAUGAAGGCGGAUAUCGACUACAUCAGCGAGAUAUGUGGGGUCGACACACCCACGGCGUCCUUGCUCUUGCGUCACUUGGACUGGAACAAGGAGAGGCUGAUCGAGAAAUAUAUGGACAACCCGACAACCGUUUCAGUUGCUGCGGGCAUCAUACCGCCCAAGAAGGCGCCAGAGCCUGCUGGGCGCUCGAACCUUUCGUCCUCGUCCUCGCGUUCUACGUCGGGCAUCCGGAAGAGCGGAAAAAGUGCAGGGACUCUUGCACUCAAGUCUGGUGCCUCUAAGAUCCUCGAACGAAUCAGCCCGCCAGUGGAAGACGCUAGGUUUGUCUGUCCAAUUUGCUUCGACGAGGAACAGACGGAGACGAUGGCGUUGUGUUGCAAUCACAAGUUCUGCAAAUCGUGUUGGAAUGCGUACGUGACCAGCAAGAUCCGCACCGAGGCCGAGUCCUGGAUCACCUGCAUGGCGGAGCGUUGCUCGAUUUCCACCCCGGAUCCGUUUGUCCAUGAAGCCUUGGGAGAGGAUGCUGAGACGUGGAAGCGUUUCCAGGAGCUGCUCGUCAGGCAGUUCGUGUCCAACAUGCACAAUUUGAAGUAUUGUCCAUAUCCGUCUUGCACUUAUACGGUGUCAUGUUCGGCGGUGCCAAACAGGUCUGUUCUUUUGAAGAUUGUACCGAUCGUGACGUGCGAAGCGGGGCACAAGUUCUGUUUUGGCUGCAACAUCGAUAGCGACCAUCGGCCGGUCAUUUGCGUCAUCGCGCGUAUGUGGUUGCAGAAGUGUCACGACGACAGCGAGACGGCGAAUUGGAUCAAGAGUAACACGAAGGAGUGCAGCAAAUGUCAGAGCACGAUCGAGAAGAAUGGUGGUUGCAACCACAUGACGUGCAAGAAAUGCAAGUAUGAGUUUUGCUGGGUGUGCAUGGGUCCUUGGUCCGAGCAUGGCUCGUCGUGGUACAACUGCAACCGAUAUGAUGAGAAGACAAGUGUCGAUGCGCGAGAUGCUCAGUCGCGAAGCCGUGCAUCCUUGGAGCGGUACCUACACUACUACAACCGCUGGGCGAACCAUGAACAGUCGAAGAAGCUGUCUGUAGAGCUGUAUGCGAAGACAGAGAAGAAGAUGGAAGAGAUGCAGAUCAUGUCCGAGCUUUCGUGGAUCGAGGUACAAUUCAUGAAGAAGGCAGUGGACGAGGUGAUCAAGUGCCGCACGACACUGAUGUGGACGUAUGGUAUGGCAUACUUCCUUGAGAAGGGCAACGAGAAGGAGCUGUUUGAGGAUAAUCAGCGUGACCUGGAACGGGCGGUUGAGGAACUGUCAGAGCUGAUCGAGUCACCGAUUGAUCCCGAGGCGAUCAAGGAGCUUCGCCAGAAGGUGACGGACAAGACGGUGUACGUGCACAAGCGCAACGAGAUCAUGCUGGAGGACACGGCCAGGGGCUUCAGGGAUGGUCGCUGGACGUGGAUCGUGCCCAUAGAAGGUUCCGACUGACUGCUCACCGUAGUCUUACGCAGAUCCGCUUCACGCAUUUCCCUGUCCACUCAGUACUCAUCCCCCAAGCCUAUGUCUCCCGUCGUCCUCCACUGAUACUGACCUGGAUUGCCAUGCUCCUUCCACUUUCGGCUCGUAUCGUGCAUAGUAAAUCCACUCUUCCCUCGAUGUUACUCGCAAGGUCUCGUUCCCCAUUGCCAUCUGAUUAAAGACACCCACUGGAUCUAAAGGCUGCAGUUCCGUUUCGUCUGUAAUGCCCGUUAAUAUAUAAGAAUUUAUGGAUGUGCGCUCGAGAU
Messenger RNA from Laetiporus sulphureus 93-53, 2026 nucleotides. RefSeq lists its product as uncharacterized. Gene Ontology annotation, molecular function: zinc ion binding; ubiquitin protein ligase activity; ubiquitin conjugating enzyme binding. Lineage: Eukaryota; Fungi; Basidiomycota; Agaricomycetes; Polyporales; Laetiporaceae. The transcript is spliced from 8 exons. Gene Ontology annotation, biological process: protein polyubiquitination; ubiquitin-dependent protein catabolic process; positive regulation of proteasomal ubiquitin-dependent protein catabolic process. The record is from RefSeq and is a predicted model, not a curated record. Bases 48 to 1730 code for a protein of 560 amino acids. Gene Ontology annotation, cellular component: ubiquitin ligase complex; cytoplasm.